Planococcus citri (citrus mealybug) is the source of this 2262-nucleotide messenger RNA. Its product is annotated as gastrula zinc finger protein XlCGF57.1-like. The record is from RefSeq and is a predicted model, not a curated record. Lineage: Eukaryota; Metazoa; Arthropoda; Insecta; Hemiptera; Pseudococcidae. Gene Ontology annotation, molecular function: sequence-specific DNA binding; DNA-binding transcription factor activity, RNA polymerase II-specific. Gene Ontology annotation, biological process: regulation of transcription by RNA polymerase II. The transcript is spliced from 2 exons. Bases 250 to 2136 code for a protein of 628 amino acids. Gene Ontology annotation, cellular component: nucleus.
AACAAAAACUUGCUGGUUGUUUGAAAAUUUUUCUUUUUCAACGAAAGUUGAGGAAAAUUGUUUGAAAAUCGGGAAAUUUUUUCUCGUUUUUCAAUAAAAUUUAUUAAUUUCUGAUUUGUAAAAUGAUGUAUAGUUACGUACUGUCAUAAUGCAGUACAAUACGUAAUAAUUCGUUCGUGCAUCUGUGUACUCUGCGACGUUUUGCUGAACGAAGUUUGGAGACUCUUCAAGUAUCAUUCAGUAUUUUGAAUGAAACCAAAGUUCUCAUCUUCGUCGAUCAUGGAAUUCAUUUACGAAAUAGUCGACACCCAGACUUGCACAGAUGAAGAAUCCGUUGCUUGUCAGAACGAACUACUCCAAAGUCUAUUCAACGACGUUACCGAUCUAACGAAACAUAUACUUCCCGAUAUGGAUGAUUCAGUCUACGAUAUUAUUCACGAAAACGAACCCAUUAAUGAACCAAUGUUAGUCGAACAGGUCGAAAGUGAACCCAACGUAAUAGAAUCCUACGAUGCUGAAAAAGAAACCGAACUAUUCGUCGAAGAAAUCGAAGUAGACGAUCUGCAGGGUAUAAAAGUCGAAAGCGUUUACCAGUGUGAUAUUUGCGAGCAAAAAUACGACGACGAAGAAGACCUAUUGAAACAUUUCGACGAUUAUUUAAAAUGCGACAUCUGCGAUAAGAAUUUCUGCAAUAAAUUGCUCCAUAAGCUGCAUCUAUCGACUCAUAACACCGAACUGUACGAAUGCGACGAAUGUCAGGCUAUAUUCAGCUUACGAGAAAAUUUAGUAACUCAUAAAAAAGCUCAUAAUAACGGCGACAUUGACGUACUGAACGAAACACCGGAUUCGUACGUAUGCAAAUUAUGCCAUUUCACGUUAUUCUCGCCAUCCGAAUUAAAAACCCAUUACAUGACGCAUAUAAAGAAAAAUCGAAGAACUUUGAGACUCUACGAGUGUGCUUAUUGCGGUAAAUGUUUCACCGAUAAGAGCGCCUUGACGAAGCACAUCUUAGUGCACACCGGUGAAAAACCAUUCCAGUGUAAAUACUGCUGUAAACGGUUUCGGCAAAAGGGUUACUUAGAGUAUCACGUUAGAAAUCACUUUGGAAAGAAUGAUUUCGAAUGUGAUACUUGCGGAGCUCAUUACAAAACCAAAUCCAGAUUAGUUGCUCAUAUUAAAACUCAUCUUUACGGUAAACAGCACGCUUGCCAUUACUGCGGAAAAUACCUAAUGUCUCGAAAAACCCUACAAGAUCAUUUGAAAAUCCAUACGAAGGAAGGUUUACUCCAAUGCAACAUCUGCAGCAAAACGUAUCUAUCGCUUAAUAAUCUUCGUAACCAUAUUCGUAAGCAUAAUAACGAUAAACCCUACUCGUGUCCGCAUUGUGAUAAGAAAUUCAUCGAGAAAGGUAACAUGAAACGUCACGUAGAGAGACAUUUCCAAAGCAAAGUCGAAUGCGAAUAUUGCCAUAACGAAUUCGCCGUCAGCUAUUACCCGGUUCAUCUACGUCUUCAUACCGGUGAGAAACCGUACCAGUGCCAAUAUUGCGAUAAACGUUUUACUCAAUGUUCCGGUCUUAAAGAUCACGUAAUGGUUCAUACCGGUGAAAAACCCUUCGAAUGCGAAUACUGUUCGAGGAAGUUUGCUUAUAAAUCUCAUCAUAAAAGACACCUAACAACUCAUACCGGACAAGGAGCUUACCGUUGCGGAAUCUGUGAUAAGACUUUUUUCACCAAGACUCUUCUAUCGAACCAUACAAGAUCGCAUACCGGUGAGAAACCGUACAGUUGUUCGGAAUGUGGCAAAUUUUUCAGUCAGAAUUCCAAUUUAUUAGCUCAUUAUAAACUACACACCGGACUCAAACCUUUCAAAUGUGAUCAGUGCGAGUUGAGGUUUUAUACGAAAUCUAAACUCAACUAUCAUAGCAGAGUGCACGGUAAUGAGAAACCGUUCUCGUGUACUUUUUGCCAGAAGACAUUUAAACAUAGGUCUUCGUUGAAUGUUCAUAUUAACGCUCAUACUGUAUCUUGCAGUAUUAAGUGUUCGGCUUGUAAUAAGAGUUUUUCGUCCAGGUCUAAUCUCAAUAGGCAUAUUACCAAGCAUAUGGUAGAAGAACAUAUAUUUAUCACUGGUUAGGUGAUUUAUGAUACCUAAAUGGUUGUUUGUUGAAUUAUUCAAUAUUUUCAUAUUCGAUUCGGUUUGAAACUUUGUCAACAUUUUGUGAAAUAUUUUUUUUUCCGAAAAAUAUACCUACCUAUGAGU